AAAUUCCCGCCACUGAAGAGGCAAAGCGUCUGAGGAACAAACUCACGGAGAGAGAAAAUGAAGAAGAAAGCAAGUCGCAAAUCGACAUUGCAAGUUUCAUCCCCUUCUUCUACAACUCCUAAAUCGAUCAUUCUGGAGAACAGAAACAGCAAAAAGAAGCCAACAACUACUUCGGUCUUAAGAUCUAAGCCUCAAAAUUCCCUAGCCUCCAUCUCCGAUCUGAAAGAUUUGGCGUCUUCUCGCUUCCAACAUCUCAAGUCCGAUCUCAUCGAUCACUCUCACUCUGAGAUUAUCAAAGAUCUAGAAGCUUUUCAGUCUCGUCUCCACAAACGCUUCAAGAUGCAGUCACAGAUAUGUCAGCAGGUGAUGGAUGAAGCAGAUAAGGAUUUCAAAAAGAUGUCCAAAGAUAUCAAUGAAAGCUGCGAAGCAAUGAAGGAAUCAUAUGAAGAGCUCAUUGCUGAUGCACAAGCCACUGCAACCCGUGUGUGUAAAACAUCGAUUCCGGAACUUUUAAAAUCACACGAGAAAGCAAUUGGUAUUAUCCGAAGCCGUUUUGGGAUACCUUCAGCUUAACCAUUCAAUGAGAAAUUGUUUUUGAUCUCUGCUCUUCUCCUAAUUGCCAAACACUAGGGUAGUAUUUCAUUUGAUUAAUAAAUAAUAACACUGAUGUAUGUUCUACAAUGGAGUGAGACUUGGGGAAAAAAAAAAUACCAUUCACUGAUAUGUUGGUUUUAGUUGUGUAAAUUUGGUUCGAUUUAUUCAUGUUAUCUUUUUAUGUGCUCAUGGAUGUUCCAUGCACU
Manihot esculenta (cassava) is the source of this 800-nucleotide messenger RNA. RefSeq lists its product as uncharacterized. The transcript is spliced from 5 exons. Bases 58 to 573 code for a protein of 171 amino acids. Lineage: Eukaryota; Viridiplantae; Streptophyta; Magnoliopsida; Malpighiales; Euphorbiaceae. The record is from RefSeq and is a predicted model, not a curated record.